Cylas formicarius (sweet potato weevil) is the source of this 5026-nucleotide messenger RNA. RefSeq lists its product as uncharacterized. The transcript is spliced from 15 exons. The record is from RefSeq and is a predicted model, not a curated record. Lineage: Eukaryota; Metazoa; Arthropoda; Insecta; Coleoptera; Brentidae. The coding region runs from base 2717 to 4558 and encodes 613 amino acids.
UGGAAGGGUGGAAUCAGUGAAUGAUGGUGGAUGGGGUUUUAAUUGUUGCCUUGACGUUGACGAAUCAUGCGAAACUGACAUCUUAGGUAAGAAUAAAAUAGUUGGAAGAUGAAGAGGACGACUAAAACGAUAGCGAUACAAAACACCGAAGAGUACAGAAGGAAAAAGGAGGACGGAAUCAGGAAAAGGCGAAAGUUUUGGAGAAGGAUUUGCGCGGAAUCUUGCCUGACGUCAGUAGAAUGCGUAAGGCGAUUUCCUUUUGGGAUAAAUUCCGAUAUAAGGGGUAAAUCGUUGUAGGUACUCUGUCUUCUGUGUUUGGUAGCUGCGUUGAUCGACGGUACUCAUCUGCAGACCAUUGUAAUUUCUAGCGUAUUUUUAAGUGCAACUUUGAUCGACUUAGUGUCUUGGACCAAUUUAAGGUAUUCUGCUCAAAACGAGGGGAUAACAGUUCAAGUAAAGUUCAUUGUAGACCCAUUGCGUACCAGAGCUGGUUGAUGGUUUGUACGGCCGGUUGCUUGUUGUUCUCUUUAUACGUGGGGGUUUUGUUGUUUAUCGGCUUUCCAUUGCCGAUCCUGUUCGGUAUCAUAUUAGGUGGAGUGACCGCUAUAGUUUUUCUGAUAGACCUGUGCCUGUUGAUGAUGAGAAUGAAGCGAUAUCCGCACCCGUAUUGGAUACUCGUAUACCACAACCAAAUGACCGAAGCCUGCACUUGCACUUACGGUAAAUUUAGAAAUAUUCCAUAAACGUAUUAUAAAACUAACGACAUUUUUGGAUUGCAGGCGAGAAAGUUCCCGAAGGUAACCAACCACGUGGAGUAAGUAAGCGAACGAUCAUAUAUUUUUUAUUUUUCAGACGAGGACAGACCGUUGUGCUUUUGCGGCGAAAACGGAGGUAAACUUGAUAUGUGGGACAUGGCAAACCUGUAAAAAAACAUGUAAUUUUAGGGGAGCGAUGCAUAUGCGACCUGCCGCCUCCGGAGCCGGAGAUUUGCGAGUGCUGCGAAUGCGGUACCGCUUUUGAAAUAGGUAAGCGCUACGUCUGGUCGCUUCUACCACUAGUAACGCCUACUUCGAAGGUCAAGAAACCUGUUGCACCUGCAGUACCCAAGUCGACAUGCCCAAAAUCCCGGCGAGAGAAGAGUACGGAAGCGGCAUCGCCAGAAAGACCCUCAUCGUGACCGAUGAAGAAGGCGUCCCGAGGAAAUCUAUAGUGAUAUCGCACGACGACCCAUCUAGAAAGUCGCUCGCUAUGCCGAGAAGAUCAGUUGCGGCCUCCGCCAUAGAGGCGCCUAGGAAAUCUAUAAUUGAGGGGACCAGAAAAUCGAUCGGCUCGGCGAUACUUUACGACGAAGGAAGGAAAUCGAUGAUGGCGAGGAAGUCAGUGGCGACGGCUGCGUCUUACGAAGCUCACCCGUUCGAGGUUCCUAGGAAAUUUGACUCGCCUGGAAUGGUUCACGAUGAAAUGUUAGGCAUCAAGCCAAGAAUGACAGGCAUUCCGGGAGACAUGCCUUUUCUCAAGAGGCAGUACUGCGAGGACAAUGUUUUUGGGAAAUCUGGCAGGAGUACCCCUAGAAGAACCAAAGGGCUCGAUGAAAGAAAGUCAGUGAUGGCCAGAGGUAACCGAUAAUUAAGACAUUGUAGAUGUAUUCGAGAUUUUAUGUCAAUAAUAACGUUUUAAGACAAUUGUGUUUGUUUUGCUUUUGAUCAUGGCGAAAUCAGUUAGGAAGGUCCGGGGAUGAAUCAGCAGGUUGGUGGGACGAAAUCCUACGUAUUAAUAGUAACCCUGUUCCCAUUUAGGUGCCAUAUGGUGCGAUCGAGGUCGACCAGAAAGCUGCAAAUGCGAUCGUCCAGGAUCCAGAUGCUUGUGCGGAGAUAAAUGCGAGGAUACCUGCACGAACAAAGUAAGUGCGUAAUGGUCUUAAUAACAAUCGUGCAGUGUAAUAUCUAGAAGAAAGACUCGCCUAAAAGAAACGUCAGCGUCACGACGAAAAUCACCACCGCUCCGUCUAAAAGGAUUAAGCCACCACCCUCCAGAUCGCAAGUAACCAAAGAGUACCAAUCGCCUCAAAGUUAAUUGGGUAUAUCGAUGAUAAUUAGAUCGUAAAACGUGUUGCUUUCAGUGAUGGUUAGGAACGUGUCUACCGUAGUACGACCCAGUUCAGCACUGAGCUACGUACGGGAGGGACGUACUGAUCCGAGCGAAGCCACCUUCGUUUUGAGCAAGGUACCAACGGAACGCGCGAGUUACAUUCCAGAUUAUCAAGUUUGUUCUGUUGCAGUCCGAAGAUCGGUUCUACUUAUGAACGAAUACAAACAUGUAUUUAUUUUUCAAAUAAAUAGCUUUAGACUGAUGUUUCGCUGUUUGUCGUCGCGCCAACAAUCGACGAGUCAAUUUUUGACAGGCGCUUUCAAUCAAAUUCAAAAUUCCUCGUAAAGUUCCCAUGUUAUAUCUCGUAGGUUUCCUUCGAAUGGAUCAUCCCGUUAACUGAUUCCGCAAAAGCCGUACGAGGAGCAACGCUUCAAUGGCCGACGCGGCGCACUGACCAGGUAAGCGGCCGCUUCUAUUAGAGCACUACCCGAGCCUGCCUUGCAGGGCAACGCCGCCACCUUGCGUUUACCGGCAAUAUUUCCAAAGUCUGUGCAGCAUCUGCGGCAGGACCCACUAUCAACAGUGGCAGUGCGUCGCUGGAAUCUUACCGGACGUCGAGAAUAUAAAAAUGACCGGUGGUAAGCGCAGUUCGACGGCACCUAGCAUGGUUAAGGCUGGGCAGCAGAGAACGAAUCCAGCGCAGCCCGGUUUCCGGACAUACGCGAGAAGAAAUGGACUGGACGAAGAGGACAGCAUGUAUCGGAAGAAGAGCUUCGCACUUCAGACUGUAACAGAUACGGGAGUGGGAGAUUGCCCGGCUUGCUUGGACACCAACACCCUCUGCCAUCAGGUGACCUGUCAAUUGUGUCGCUCGACGGAGAAAAUUUGUGGGUUCGAGUACGCCGACUGUCCCUACGCCAGCAUGCAGACUCAAACGCAAGACGACUACGAGGAUCUGUGUCCUUAUACGGAAGUCGAGUGCAGAUGUAUGGAUCGGAGUUGCAAUACCAGCAGGCACUGCGUCGUGUUCGACGAAGACGAAGUCUGCCCGUUCACAACGCUAGAGUGCAGGUGUGCAGAUAUGAACUGCGCGGCAGCUCAGGACUGUAUGAUUUACGAAGAUGACGUGGAGCAGUACGAUUAUUACGCGGAAGACGCCGACGACUGGCGCGGUCAGGGCCAACGAGAUGGCGGUACGGGUUGGAACGUGGACGACAUCAUAAAAAAAUGCCACGCCAUAUGCCAGGCGACGGGGGUUGCUUCAAUUCCCCACGUAGACAGCGAAACCAAAGAAAUCAUGAUAAGCGGCGACUCCAAAGUACACCCUCCUAGCAUCACGGGCGAACAACUGGACAUAUCAUCGACUUAUAGCGCCGCGGACAGCGCAUUCAAGCAUGAAAUAAGUCCCUCGCCAUUGGAGGAAACCUACGAAAUCUGCAUAGAGGAUGCUGCGGCGCCCGGUGAAUCGCACAACAAAAUCAGCAUCAAAACCAGCAGAAUUCCUAAGAUCUCGAUGUUGCACAAUGAGCAAAGCCAGACCUAUGUGACCGACGAUUACACCCCUCCAUAUCCAGAACGCCAAAUAUCCACAACUAGAGAAAUGGAACACGACCCUCAAUGGCAAAACUCUGAUCAAAGGAAGGUACAAGAAGGGAUUUCUGUGACAGCGAACAUAGAACAAAAAACGCCUGUACUACCUGGAAGCAUGUCAACGAUUCCAAACCACAAUCAGGCAAUGUCACAUGGGAUGUCUAUUACGUCAAACUUGGAACAAAGGAUGAACAUGGCACAGGAAAAUAUAUCAACGAAUCCAAACCACCAUCAGCAGAUAAAUAUGAGACAUGGAGGCUUUACUGUGACGCCACACUUGGAACAAAGGAUGAACAUGGCACCUGCAAAUAUAUCGACGAUUCCAAACUACCAUCAGCAGAUGGCUAUGCGUCACGGAAGGUUUUCUAUGACGCCACACUUGGUACCGGGAAGCAUAUCAACGAUUCCAAGUCGCCACCAGGCGAUGUCUGUGUCACGGGAAAGGGUGUCUAUGACACCAAGUUACGGGCAACAGAUGUUUGAAAGUCGCGCGCAGCAACGCGCGCAUCCUGAUGAAGCCUCGUUUAUAUCAGACUACAGCGUAGCAAAAGGGCUCCACAGAUACUGCGCAGACAGGCCCGAAACGCGUGCGUACCACCAUAACGUGAAAAAUAUUCCACGCAUGUCAGCAGCAUACCCGUGGUCGGGGCAGGUGCCAGCGGCGUUGAAUCCUAGGAUGUCGAUCGCGCGAGCGCACGGGGUCCCCUCGGUCACACAGCAUAAUGAUACGCCUUGGAAAGAGUCCCAUACGUGUUUGCGAGAUCCCCACGCACCGCCAAAGGUGAGGUCGCAAGUUCACUUCGACAUCGACCUUAUGGAAGACUGGGACGCGAGGAGGUCGAUGAUUACAAGAAAAUCGACCACCUCCAGGCAGUACUGAGAGCGGAGCGGAGAUGCCAUUGUAAUUUUGGAAUAAAUUAUUAGUGGCGUUGGUCGUACCUGGUGGUUAAAUAACGUUGCAUUGAAGGUCACGUAGGGAUGUCAAAAAAUAUAAUAAAUGAAUUUUGAAAAAUUGAGUUUUGUGCCUACAUCCUGUAAAUUACAAGUAUCUUUAAAGCAAAUAAGUUUCGUGAAAACCUCUUUUUCAUAUAAUUUAUAGCUCCGAGAAAUUUUAAUAGUUUUUCAAUAAAUGGCGCAUGCGCCGAUAAAGCGAAAUUACUGCAACUAUUACGUUUAACAGGUCCGAUUAUUUCCCAUUAACGAAGUUUGCUCUAGAGAAACACUAAAUUUUGUUAGUAAGUAUUCUAAAUAAAUAUAUCUACCGCAAAUAAACGACAAAAAUAAAUAAUCUUCCGAUAACAAAAUUUGCGUUGUUUCAAAUAAAUGGCGCAUUCGCCGGUCAACCAAC